AUGGAGUACUUAACUAAUGAAAAACUCCUUAAAUAAUAACAAUCAGCUCUAUUUUCCAUCAGCAAUUCUCGUUCUAAUAGUGUUUCGCGAUUUCCUAUUCCUAGUCAAAGAGCCGCUCCUGAUCCAGUUCAACCUCUGAGAUCUGCAGAUUUGUUUAAUAAAUUAGAAGACAUAUUGAAAUAAAAGUAGCUGAGUACUACAACAAGAAAGAGACAGAAGCAAAUAUCAUGUAUUUUAAAUUCGUAAGCUUGUCAUGAGGAUUAAAAAUAACAAAACAUAGAGUCUAGUUAUUAUAAAUCACCUAUUAGAUUACUUGAUGUACCUGUAAAUGGCUUCAUUGAUAAUAAUAUUGAAGUUAGAAAUAGGAGAUAAACUAUACUUAUUGGAUCACCUCCCUUUAACUAAUAAAAUUAAAGCAACAAAAAGAGAAAUACUAUUUAAAAUCAAUUCCAAGAAAAUUUAAAUUAAAAAAAAAAAGAGAGCCUCAAAAGGUUUGAAGUUGAGUUUAACAAUAUGCAAGAAAAAAUUAGAGGAAGAAAUAAUUCUGUUUUAUAUGAGGAAUAAGAUAUAAUAAAAAGAAAUUAAAUGAAAGAAAAAAAAGUAGAUUUGAAUAUCAGUACUUCUAAGGAAAACAAUACGACAUUAAAUAAGUUGAAUCAUCAAUUACAAAUACAAAAUAAUCAUUUGUAGGAAUAGUUAAUUUUUGAAUAAAAUUAAAAUACUAAAUUAAAUAUGCUCAUUAAUAACUUAAAUGACCAAAUUACAGGAUUACAUAAACAAAUGAUUUAAUAGCAAUAAUAGAAUAAUGAAGAUUGCAUCAGCAAAGAUAAUUUUAUUAAAUAAUUUCAUUCAAAAAUAGAUUUGUUAGAAAAUGAAAUUAAAUAAAAAGAUCAACAGAUUCAUAAUUUGCAAUAACAAAUCUCGGAAUUCAAUAAUGUCUAUAAAGAAAUGCAAGAAUUAGAGAAUCUAUGUUCUUCAAUGUCAUUCUUAGGCAAAUUGUGUAUUGGACAUAAUCAUUUGAUCCAAGAAAUCAAAGACUUAUUAUAAGUGUAGCAGAACAUCAUCGAAAAAAUAACCAAUAACAAAGAUUUUCCAAUCGAUUAAUUAAUUAUAUAAAAGAAAUAGAAAAAACAUAACUCGUAGACUUAAAUUGAUUAUUAACAAUUAUGUCAAGAGACCACGAGUGUCUUGGAGAAUAUCAUUAAAUAAAUCAAAAGUUCUAUCGAAUAAUUAACAGAAAGAUUUAUUCAUGACUUACUUAUUUGA
Paramecium tetraurelia is the source of this 1266-nucleotide messenger RNA. RefSeq lists its product as uncharacterized. The record is from RefSeq and is a predicted model, not a curated record. The transcript has 4 exons. NCBI's taxonomy places the organism in Eukaryota, Ciliophora, Oligohymenophorea, Peniculida, Parameciidae.